Messenger RNA from Cotesia congregata, 549 nucleotides. The record is from the annotation of a GenBank genome assembly. Lineage: Eukaryota; Metazoa; Arthropoda; Insecta; Hymenoptera; Braconidae.
AUGGAAAAAAUCCGAGUCCUGGAUCGCAAAUGUAUUAGGACUUGCCUGAAGGUAUACCGCUCUCGUGAGUCCAACUUCAAGAAGCAAAUCAGCAAUGAAACUUUAUACAACAUUGCUAACAUCCCCCGGAUCGACAAUUUUAUAAUUAAGUUAACGCGAGAUUACUUUGCGAAACUCUCUUCAAUUGAGAAUAAAGAAAUUAAAAAGAUCUUGGAAACACCUGACCAACAGAUCUACAUCACGAACCACAACUCAGCUUGCCUACCACCACAAGCGUUUAUCUACUUUGACAAAAAAGGCAUCAUACAAGACAGCAACAACGUACCAACAAUAUAUCAUUGGGGCAGAAAUGUAGCAAACAAAAGAAUUAAUUUGACAACUGAUAUGAUUGCUAACAAUAAAUAUGAUCCAGUUUAUUCAAUGGCCUUACCAGAACGAGAUAAAAUGGACUUCUACAGUCUUGAUGAAAGAUACUGGUGGCUAGAGGACUCCUGUCAUCGUAUAAAAUUAAAAUUAAGAAAGCUCAACGGCUGGUCGGCGACGUGGUGA